GCAUAUUUGACACUUAUCCAUCCUUUCUUUGGUUUGAAUAUGAGGCAAGGAAAAAUAAAUUCUUUAUUCGACAGGAAGCUCUCUCCAAUCUUUAGUUCUUAAAUCUUGAUAAUCUUUCACUCUCAAUUUUUAAGGGGCUGACGAUAUGCCACAUGCUUAAUUAUUAUUAUGGGUCAAUUGUCAUAGUUUCGAAGGUAAGGCUACACUUUCAGACCAAGAAAAAUGGGACUCCUUACCAUUUCCGCUGCAAAUAAGUUUCUGAGUUUCUCAUCAAUUGAUCAUCACACUUCUGCACCUUCUCAGUACAUAAGUUAUUUUUCUCAGACUGAAGAUUUCAAGGGUAAAAACAUGAUACUUUUUGCAGCAAACGCUACCCCUUUCAAAUCCAUGCCCUCACCAUUGCAAUUGCGGAAUGAUUGUCAUAGAAGCUUUGGUUUUACUGAUUUUUUUCAAAUGUGUCACAACAAGCCUAGGGGCAUCACCAACAGAUCCAUGGCUUCAAAUGAAGAAGAUCCUCUUCCAUUAGAGUCGAUUAAGGCAUUGUGCAAAGCCUGGGUUUGGAGGGGUCACAAAGUAAAUUACUUCGUCUGUCAAGCGCGUGAUGGUUCCCCUUCCCGGCCUUCGAUACUUCUUGUUCAUGGAUUUGGGGCUUCUGUUGCCCAUUGGAGAAGAAAUGUCUCCACAUUGUCUCAAGACCACACAGUCUAUGCCGUUGAUCUUCUUGGCUUUGGUGCUUCAGACAAGCCGUUGGGGUAUACAUAUAGCACAGAGAAAUGGUCCGAGUUAAUAUUGGAUUUUUUGAAUGAAGUAGGGGGUAAAAGGCCAACUGUGCUAAUCGGAAAUUCGAUUGGAAGUCUUGUAUGUGUAAUUUCUGCUGCUGCAGAUUCUCAACUAAUUAGAGGGAUUGUUCUGUUAAACUGUGCAGGAGGCAUGAACAACAAGGCAAUAGUUGAUGAUUGGAGAAUCAAACUGUUGCUGCCUUUGUUAUUGCUUGUUGAUUUCUUGCUGAAGCAAAAUGCUAUUGCUUCGGCCAUCUUUAGUCGCGUAAAGAAGCGCGAGAAUAUCCGAAAUAUCUUACUGUCUGUGUAUGGGAAUAAAGACUCGGUUGAUGAUGAAUUGGUUGAGAUAAUCAGUGGACCAGCGAAUGGCGACGGGGCGCUUGAUGCUUUUGUUUCCAUUGUCACGGGGUCACCUGGCCCAAACCCAGCAUUACUGAUCCCACAGAUUGCGUUGCCCGUGCUAGUGUUAUGGGGAAACCUUGAUCCGUUUACCCCCGUUGAUGGACCUGUUGGUAAGUUCUUCUCGUCUUUGCCAGCGAAGAUGCAGAAUGUGAAGUUUUUUGUUUUGGAAGGAGUUGGGCAUUGCCCUCAUGACGAUAGGCCUGAGCUUGUUCAUGAUCAGCUUCUUCCAUGGCUAUCCACUCUACCUCCUUUGUAAACUCUCAGGUUUCUGUGUCACUUACCAAUUUAUUACCAUCUUCUUUAUUGCAAUGUAUAUAUUUUAACUGCAUAAGGAAUCAAAAUUAUGAACUCUUUUUCUAAUGAAAGCUGAGAGGAUAAAGAUGUAACGGCUCGUUUGGUACACGAAAAGGAAUAAAGUGGAAGAAGAGAACGUUGAGAUCAAGGAG
This is a messenger RNA of Cuscuta epithymum, 1627 nucleotides long. The record is from the annotation of a GenBank genome assembly. NCBI's taxonomy places the organism in Eukaryota, Viridiplantae, Streptophyta, Magnoliopsida, Solanales, Convolvulaceae.